AUGGCUGUGAAGAUUGCAGUGGUGGUGAAGGAGUUUUUGCACCAUCCUGGAAUACUGCACAACAUCACUGAAAAUGAUGAGAGAGAGUAUUGUUUCAGAUUAGUAACUAAUACUGAAGGACAAAAAUGGUUUGGCCAACCAGGAAUUCAACUUAAAGUUUCUGCUCUUCAGGUAAAGGCACCACAGCUGGUGCUGGAGAAACAAACAGUCGGUCUGAUCUGUGAAACCACAUGCAGUCUGACAGACGCAUUCAUCUGGUACAAAAAUGGACAGACUUUAAAGAUCCACAGCAAAACACUCCAGCUUCAGUCAGAGCGCAGUGAUUCUGGCCGUUACAGCUGCGCCGUCAGAGGACAUGAACAUCUGCCCUCUCCUGCUGUCAGCAUCACUGUCGUGUAUCCUCCAAAGAGCGUCUCAGUGUCAAUAAAUGGAUCUGGUGAAAUAGUGGAGGGAGAUUCAGUGACUCUGAUCUGCAGCAGUGAUUCAAAACCUCCUGCUCUGAACUUCAGCUGGUUUAAGGAGAAUCAAAGCUCAGCUGUUGGAUCUGGACAGAGUUUCAGCAUCUCCAGCUUUAACUCCAGUCACAGUGGACGCUACUAUUGUGAGGCUCAGAAUCAACAUGGAUCUCAGAGAUCAGAGUCUGUUUCAGUCUCUGUUAAAGGUGCUUGGAAUAUCAUGUUUAUCAUUGCUGUCUGUGUCACUACUGCAUUUGCAGCUGGAUUUGGGCUUUUGUUUCUCAUCAUCGUCAUUGUGCACAAAAGGUCGACGUCUGCAGGAAAGGCCUCUGAAUCCGGAGAUGCUGAAAAUGCUUCUGUCCAAGAUGGCAGAGAUACAGACACAAAGAAAUCUGAAGAGGAGGAGAUUGAGUACGCCAGCAUUACAAUUCACCAUCCUGCUUCUGAAGCCAAGUGA
Molecule: messenger RNA, 912 nt
Organism: Sinocyclocheilus anshuiensis
Lineage: Eukaryota; Metazoa; Chordata; Actinopteri; Cypriniformes; Cyprinidae
Product: B-cell receptor CD22-like
Exons: 7
Coding region: 1-912 (303 amino acids)
Source: RefSeq, a predicted model, not a curated record